AUGUUCAAAAAUACUUUUCAAAGUGGAUUUCUUUCAAUACUCUACAGCAUUGGGAGUAAACCCCUACAGAUCUGGGACAAAAAGGUACGAAAUGGUCACAUAAAACGCAUAACAGACAAUGACAUCCAGUCACUAGUUUUGGAAAUUGUUGGCACAAAUGUCAGCACAACAUUCAUUACUUGUCCGGCAGAUCCAAAAAAGACAUUGGGUAUCAAAUUACCAUUCUUAGUCAUGAUCAUCAAAAAUUUGAAGAAGUAUUUCACAUUUGAAGUUCAGGUUUUAGACGACAAAAAUGUGCGAAGGCGGUUCCGUGCCAGUAAUUACCAAAGCACAACGAGGGUAAAGCCUUUCAUCUGCACCAUGCCCAUGAGGCUGGAUGAUGGCUGGAAUCAAAUCCAGUUCAAUCUGUCUGACUUCACACGUCGGGCAUAUGGUACAAACUACAUUGAGACUCUCAGGGUUCAGUUUAAGCUUUAUCUUCCUGUGCAACAGAAAAAAUAG
Molecule: messenger RNA, 501 nt
Organism: Candidula unifasciata
Lineage: Eukaryota; Metazoa; Mollusca; Gastropoda; Stylommatophora; Geomitridae
Source: the annotation of a GenBank genome assembly